Parascedosporium putredinis is the source of this 573-nucleotide messenger RNA. Lineage: Eukaryota; Fungi; Ascomycota; Sordariomycetes; Microascales; Microascaceae. The record is from the annotation of a GenBank genome assembly.
AUGAGCAAUUCCGGGGCCAGCAGGAUCAAAGUCUGUCGAGACGACAUUGACAACUGCCUAUACUCGAAGAGCAGGCGGGUCCACGAUCGGAUGGCGCUUCUCAUCGAUCAGUACUUCCAGAAGCACCUGGAUCUGCCAGAGGAAGAAGCCAUAAGACUCCAUAGUGAGUACUAUAAAAAUUAUGGUCUGGCCAUCGAAGGACUCGUGCGUCAUCAUCAAAUUGACCCGCUCGAGUACAACACCAAGGUAGACGACGCCCUCGUUCUUGAAGAUGUCAUUGUCCCGGACCCGGAGCUGCGGAGCCUCCUCGAAGACAUAGACAAGACCAAGGUUACGAUGUGGCUGUUCACAAAUGCCUAUAUAAACCACGGGAAGCGCGUCACUAAGCUCCUCGAGGUCGACGAUCUUUUCGAGGGCAUAACCUACUGUGACUACUCGCGAUCCCCUCUGAUCUGCAAGCCAAACAGGCUUAUGUAUGAAAAGGGCAUGAGAGAAGCGGGGGUGUCUAGAGUGGAGGAUUGCUUCUUCGUUGUAAAGCUGAGGAGUUUGGCUGGUCAACCGCCCAUCUACUAG